CGCGAAAAUAACGCCCUCUCUCUCUCUUUUUCUCUUUAAUCUCUUUCUCUCUCUUUGAUCUCUCUCUCUCUGGCACCCAAAUCUCUCUCCCUGAAUCGUCCGAUCAAUUCUAUCUCCGGCGAUUGCUUUUUUUUUUUUUUUAAUAUAUAUAUAUAUUUUAAUCCACACGAGCGACCAUUCUUCAUUAUCGGCGAAACAUUUUGUUCACGGUGGUGUUAAUCAAUUCCGAUCGCGUUCGUAUUUCUCCAAUUUCGAUCUCGAAGCCUAUCACGGGAACUUUUUCGGAUUCUUACGGGUGUUGUGAUAAAGGGAGUUUCUUUUGAGGUGUUGUGAUGUUGAUGGAAAGAAGAUGAAGUGUGGUCUCUUUAGAGAGAUUUGAACCCAUAUCACACCAUUUAAUUUUCCAGCACAUAUCUCACCAUGGCACUGCCAUGACAAAGACACGGGCAAAAGAUUCUUCCUCUGUUUCAUUUUCGAUUUAAUAAAAAAAAUAUCCCCUGAUAUUGUGAAUCUGCAACUAACUUGUUAGAACUUGACCCACCUUUCUCUCUUGUUUGACCACUGUUUUUUUUUCAAACUUUCUUAUCCCUUUCCAUUGUUAGUUCUCAGCACCUUCUUGGUUUUCUAGUUUGCAUUUGGUUCUUAGUUUGUUACCCUUUUUGAAUUGGAUAAUUCAUGUUGGAGUCUUGCUAUGGGUUUCUGUUGUAAAGAAUAAAGGGACUGCUUUUACAGCAACUGGAGCUCUUUUUAUUGUUUAGCUCCAAUGCAGAACUAAACGAGAGGCGUAAACUGCUAAAUCCAAUCAAUGCAAGUUUGGUUUUGUGAGCUUGAAUGGACGUAGCUACAGAUACUACAAGGCGGCGUCUUGUUCCAUCAGAGAAGAAUAAUGCUGUUGCUGUCACUCGCCGUCCUCGGACAUCGGAGGUCAGUUCAAGAUACAGGUCACCUACGCCAACCAAAACCAGGCGAUGCCCUUCCCCAAGCGUCACAAGGCCAACAGUGUCUUCAAGCUCUCAAUCCGUGGCUGCGAAAAGAGCAGUUUCAGCAGAGAGGAAGCGUCCUUCAACACCGCCAUCACCUACUAGUCCCUCCACACCGAUACGUGAUUUGUCUAUAGACUUACCAGCUUCAUCUAGGAGGCUGUCUACAGGUCGUUUGCCUGAAAGCUUAUGGCCUUCCACUAUGAGAAGCCUCAGUGUUUCAUUUCAGUCGGAUUCGGUCUCUGUCCCUGUUAGUAAAAAGGAGAAACCAGUUAGUAGUUCUUCUGUUGAUCGGACAUUGAGACCUUCUUCGAAUAUAGCUCAAAAGCAGAAGGCUGAAACGACCCCUGUAUCAAGGAAACCUACGCCAGAGAGGAAAAGAAGUCCAUUGAAAGGGAAGAAUAAUGUGUCUGAUCUUUCAGAGAACUCGAAACCUUCAGAUGGUCCUCACAGUCGGUUAAUAGAACAGCAUCGGUGGCCUAGUAGAAUUGGUGGAAAGAUCACUUCGAAUUCUUUAAACAGAAGCUUGGAUCUUGGCGACAAGUCUUCAAGGGGUAUACCAACUUCAGGGCCUGGAAUGGGGCCGUCUCUUAGAAGAAUGUCACUACCUUUGUCCAGCAGUUCGAGACCUUUGCAUAAAACUUCUAGUAACACAUCUAGUAAUGGUGGAUUGUUGUCUCCAACAAAGUCAGAAGAUAAUAACAUAGCUCGAUCUUCUGGGGCUCAAAGACUUUUGUCUGCAGGGUCGUUAGAUAGAGAGACCUUAGCAACGGCUGUAGCUAGGUUGCAUCCAUUGUCUGCUCCUGGAUCUCGCCCAGCUUCACCAAGUAGAACAUCGUUUUCGUCUUCAUCGUCUCUUUCUAGAGGCAUGAGUACUUCAAGAGGAGUGAGUCCAGCGAGAGGACUAAGCCCUUCAAGAGGAUUGAGUCCUACAAGAGGUUUAAGUCCUUCGAGAGGGUUAAGUCCUUCGCGUGGCACAAAUACCUCCUGUUUUGCUCGACCAUCAACUCCACCUUCAAGAGGGGUAAGUCCUUCACGGAUAAGACAAACCAGCACUUCCACACAAUCCAGUACCACAACUUCAGUGCUCAGCUUCAUCACGGAUGUCAAGAAAGGCAAAAAAGCAAGCUACAUCGAAGAUGUUCAUCAACUGCGCCUGCUCCACAAUAGAUACUUACAGUGGCGGUUUGCAAUUGCACGAGCUGAAUCUGUAAUGUAUAUUCAAAGAUUAACUUCCGAGGAAACCCUAUUUAAUGUGUGGCAUGCGAUAUCAGAACUACAGGAUGAUGUGACUAGGCAAAGGAUUGGCUUACAACAGCUAAAUCUAGAGAUCAAACUCAACUCACUAUUAAACAAUCAGAUGGCGAGCCUUGAAGAUUGGGCCACACUUGAAAGAGACCAUGUUAGUUCUUUAGUUGGAGCCAUUGCAGAUUUAGAAGCAAAUACUCUCCGACUUCCAGCGACUGGAGGAACAAAGGCGGACGUCGAAUCUUUGAAAGCAGCUAUGUCAUCGGCCCUUGAUGUAAUGCAGGCUAUGGGAUCGUCCAUUUGGUCUUUACUCUCAAAGGUGGAGGAGAUGAACAAAAUGGUAACCGAACUAGCUGUUGUAGUUACAAAAGAGAGUUCUAUGCAAGGAAAAUGCGAAGAUCUUCUGGCUGCAACCGCGAUCAUGCAGAUAGAAGAGUGUAGUCUGAGGACUCACCUGAUACAAACUAAGCGAGAAGAAGGAGAAAAUGCAGAGGAGACUCCUCCAUUGUUGCCAUUAAGCAAAUUUCCAUGGCCAUGAUGAAUAACAAAAGCUUACAGUUACCACACGUUCAACACUGAAUUACCUGUAAAUUGCUCUUUGAUGCCAACAUUUCUCUUGUCGAGAUCCUUUUUUGAUCUUUGCUUGUUGAAGUUUUCUCCUUCUUUUUUUGGUAUGAAACAGUAGCGUAGGAAGAAAAAAAAGGAAGUGAAAGUGAAAGAUCACGAGUUCGAAAGUCUUAGGAUAUAUAAGAAAAGGAAAUUUAAUUGUUCA
Messenger RNA from Camelina sativa (false flax), 3000 nucleotides. RefSeq names its product AUGMIN subunit 8. Gene Ontology annotation, cellular component: nuclear microtubule; cytoplasm. The record is from RefSeq and is a predicted model, not a curated record. NCBI's taxonomy places the organism in Eukaryota, Viridiplantae, Streptophyta, Magnoliopsida, Brassicales, Brassicaceae. Gene Ontology annotation, biological process: spindle assembly. Gene Ontology annotation, molecular function: microtubule binding.